Molecule: messenger RNA, 1509 nt
Organism: Phialemonium atrogriseum
Lineage: Eukaryota; Fungi; Ascomycota; Sordariomycetes; Cephalothecales; Cephalothecaceae
Exons: 3
Coding region: 279-1376 (365 amino acids)
Source: RefSeq, a predicted model, not a curated record
CGUCGCAAGCCCAUGACGAGGACCUCGUGUUCAAGGGAAGCCCCGGCUGCACCAAUAUCAAGUUCAAUCUACGGUUAAUCUCGACGGUGGGCUGAGAGGCGCCCCCAGAGCGAAGGAUCGUCCCACACUCCCGCGGCAGAAUGCCAAGCUCCGCUUUCUCGAAUAAGACGCGCAUCUUUUAGAUUUAUCGUUCUUCAUAUAAUGUCUUAUGGUGCAUCUAUAACAUCACAACCCGGUUAGUUGCCUUUCCUCGUUUCUGCUCUUGAUUUUGUGUCAUCAUGAAGUUCAGCGCAUUUUUUGUAGUAGCCACUGGCAUUCAGAGCGGGCUCGGGGCAGUCCUGAAACCACGAGAUGACCCACCAGAUGGCAAUGUUCAGGUUCUCGAACCAAAAAACUUCAAGGACCUGGGCUCGAAGCGGGUCAAGAUCAGGUAUGGACCGAUGGUUGUGCCUGGCAUCGACGACGAGUCAACCCAUGGGAUGCAGAGCUUCGAUGGCAUGAAUGCCGCGAUGCCAUGCCAGGAUUGCCUGAUCAUGGCGGCCCUGUCUAAUCUUGAAUUCGAGGAUGGCACGACCGCCAAUGCCAAUACAAGCAUGUCACUGCACCAUACUGUCCUCUUUAAUCUGAAUCGCACCGACGCAACUUGCGAAACCUUCCCUGAAAGGUUCAUGGCUGCCGGUAAUGAGAGGACCCCUCUUGAUCUCACACUUGGAGGUACCCGGAAAGCGGGCUACUACGUGAAGGGCGACGAUCAAGUCUUUAUGAUGACGGAGCUCAUGAACGAGGCCCAAGAAGCGCAAACCGUUUAUCUCACGGCCGAGUGGGAAUUUAUAGAAGGCGUACCCGAGGGCUUCGACCUGGCCGUGCCACUCUGGCUGGACGUGACUGGGACUUGCUCAAGCUCAGAGGUCGCAAUUGACCCCGAAGACAAGAUUUUCAAUUUCACCAUGAGUCCGGAAUGGUCGCCCAAGUUUACUGGAGAUCUCUUUACAAUGGUCGGCCACCUCCACGACGGCGGCCUCAAACAAGAAGUGUACAUGGAUGGGAAGAAGAUCUGCGAGAGCGUGGCACACUACGGCGAGAGCGAGGGCUUCAUGGAGCCAAUGGGACCAAUGGACCCAAUGGCCUCAAUGGAGCGCAUCUCGUCCAUUACCGGGUGCGAUAAUUUUGGCAGCAUCGGUCCGGAUAACAAGUUCAGCAUCACGGCCUUCUACGACCUGACCCAGCACCCGGGGAUGAAAGACCACCAGGGGGGCCUGCAGCCGGUCAUGGGCAUAGAGCUCCUGCACGUUGGUCGCCCAAAGGACGAGGCGAUGAAGGAUAUUUUGUCAUCGAAGCAACCUGAUCUACAGGACAUUCUCGGAUCAUUACCUUAGGCCAGGUCAACAAGAUCUAUUAUCUCUCAGGGGCUAGGUAGGGGUAGAAAUUGGAAGGAAUGGCCACGUCGAUGCACCAUACAUAAAUAAGUAAUACGCGGUAUAUUGCCUGCCGUGGAUACUUGAUUGUCGA